AUGUCGGGCCGCCGGGACGUGAAGGUGGUAUUCAUCGAAAUUAGCGAACUGUGCUGCGCUACCAAGGUGAACGAUAAACAAAUUAUCUUCUGUAACAACUUCCAACGACGUCGGCCGGGACCGUGCCAACAGGGUGACGAGCCUUCCGGUGCCAGUGGUGCGAGCCUUCGAGCUGGCCCAUCAGUUCCUCGUCGUUUGUCAACCGGUGCGGAUGCGGAAGCAGCUUGUUUUCGGAUAGUGGCAGCGGUAGCGGUCGAUAGUGGUCAUUUGUUGGAUUUUCUGCUAAUUGAUGAGCCAUCGUCAGUGAUCGGGAGUGCGAAUCGAAUCAAGUCGGAACCGGAACUAGUGAUCGGCGGGGACAUAGGUCGGUUGCUGGAGCUCCCGGAAAGCGGUCCGGCUGCCGCUUGGGGCGAUUUCUGCAGUGACGAUUCCGGUGUUGUUCAGCUAGUUUUUGGAAGGGCUGGUGCUGGUGGAGAAAGUGUUAGCAAGCAAAAGCGGAAGAAUCAAGGAUUACCGCCGAAGUGGAAUUUCAAACGAGCUUCGCUCGGAAGCGACUACUUUGAGCAGUUUUGUGUGAAGUGUCGGAUUUAUCUGUUGGAAAACUUUCAAAAGUUUCGGAGCAACUUUUCGAUAAUGUCUCGAUUGGGCGGCAAAGAAUGCGCGCCUAGUAUAGCAUCGCGCCAUAUUGGAGAAGGUGGUGGUGGUGGCGCCGGAGGUGGGACCUCCUCUGGAGAACGCAAGAAACCCUUUUCACGCCCGUUUAGCAAGUCUCGCUUGGAAGCAUCCCACAGUGGAACUGGCAGAAUGUCGAGUCCAUCCCCGACGGAAACUAGCGCCCUGAUGCGCCAAAAUAACGAACUGCGACAACGUUUGCAAGAGGAAGCCAACACUUACAAACGCCGUCUCGAAACGUACAAGCAAGCUCAGAACAAUCAAGCCGCAUUGGUAAGCAGACUGCAAGCGAAGGUGCUCCAGUAUAAACAACGCUGCAGUGAGCUGGAGCAAACUCCAACGUCCAGCACUUGUCCGAGCUACAACACCAGAGAGCAUUCACCCGGCCGACAUCAUGUUGCCCAACCUACGGGUCCAAUUUGCCCCGCAAUUGGUGCUCCGAUGAGUCUGCCGCCAUGCCCGGUGGCACGGGAACGAUCGCGGUCCCGUUCGCGAUCGCAGUCUCCGUGCCGUAAAUACGCCGACGGAAGCCACGACGAAAUUCGCCAUCAGCUGGACGAGGAACGACGAAGAUGCGAAAAACUACUGGUCGAAAACUCCUGUUUGCGACAACAGUUGGAGGAGUCCCAUCGAACCAACGAAACACUGACCAACGAUCUCCAGAAGCUUACCGUCGAUUGGGAAAGCUUGCGGGAUGAGUUACUGAACAAGGAGGACGAAUGGAAGGAGGAGGAACAGGCCUUCAACGAUUACUACAACAACGAGCACACGCGGCUGCUGAAAAUGUGGCGCGAAGUGGUCAACGUUAAACGCAUGUUCAAGGAAAUGGUUUCCACCACCAAGGUGGAACUUGGACGAAUGCAGCUGGAUCUGAGUGGAACCGGUCGCGAGGUUGUGGGUGCCUGCAGCGGCGUUUCCGUCAAUCUGAAGCAAACCUCCAAAAUUGAGGAAGCCCAACAGCUGCACAUCGAGCGGGAAAACAUGGACCUUAAAUCGCAGCUCGGUGACCUCCGCGUCCAGUACGAAAACACCAAGUUGGACAUCGCUCAGCGAGAUCAGCGACUGCAGCAGAUGCUGCAGGAUCUCAAACUGAUGGAAGAACGUUACGUCCAGGUGGAAAGUCAAGCCGGUCAGACGCAACGUCUCAACGAUGAACUGGAACGCUUGCAGGGUGCUCUGCGGGAUAUCGCCCAUGCCGUCGUUCAGGAUGCCGAAACGACGGCUACCGCAGAAGCGGAAACAUCCGCCCAUCAUCUGCACCUUUCACAGUCGAGUGCAUUGCCAGCGCCGCCGCGCUCCCCCAAACGGGGUGGCAUUCGCACAUCGCAAGCGUUUGCCGAAGGGACCAUAUCGGCGGUGCAAGCCGCCUUGCACAAGUACCAACUGGCCAUACACGACCUGCAAGUAAAGUUGCAAACCAAUACCGAUGCCCUGGCGGCCACCCGCAAACAGUUCGAUAGUUGUGAGCAUACUCGGGAUGUAUUGACCGAAAAGGUGGGUGAGCUGACCGAAAAGCUGGAUUCGGCCAAUCAUCAGCUAUCGGAACUGUACAAGGAGCGAGACAGCCUGCAGAAGACGCUGGAUGGGCUGCGAACGGACAAGCACAGUGUCGAGAGGGGAAAGGCCGAACUGAACUCAAUCGUGGACAGCUUGAACACUGAUUACGAGAAAUUGCAGAAUGUGAAUAGUAAGUUGCAAAAAAUGUACGACACACUGGAAGACGAGAAGAAAAUGCUGGAAAGUGAACUGCAGCGUGUGCAGAAGGACAAGGACAUUCAGGAGAUGAGUUUAAGAGCUGAGGAAGAACGUUCGAGUCGGCUUCGGGAGGAAACGAUUACUCUGCGGGAGGAAUUGAACAAGCUGUACCUAUCGCGUGACUUACUCGAACAGCAGCGUAUCGAAUCGGACGGACUGCUAAACAUGAUUGAGAAGCAGAAAAUUGAGCUGGAAUAUGAACUGGAUCGGAUUAGUAACGAAAAAGACGGUCUGCAUAUGACGCUGGACAAGAAAAGUUCCUCCAACGAGCACCUGGAGGUGGAGAUCAAACAGCUGAAGACGGAGAUUAUGCACAUCGAGGAGGAAAGAAACAAACUGAAGACGCAGGUGUCCGAUCAGGGGGUGGAUUUGGCCGCUCUGAAGAAGGAGCUGAUUACCGCCGAGCAGGCCCGCUUGGACCUGGACUCGGAAAAGUUGGCCAUCAGUGAGCGGCUGAAGUGUUUGGAGAUGGAAAAGGACAAGAUAGAGCAGGACUUGAGCUGCGUGGCACGUGAACGGAACGAUCUGAGCAACCAGCUGGCGGCUAUUUCCCGCAAAAAGGAAACCAUUGGAGAGGAAGUGAUGCGCCUGCGGCAACGGUUGGAACAGGCUAACGAAAUGAAUGCCCGCCUGAAUAGGAAUCUGGAGGAACUGGUUAAGGAGAACGAGGAAAAGGCAGUAGUGAUCGAGGGACACGAGAAGGAGCUGCAACGGUUGCAGGAACAACUGGCUUCACUACGCAGCGAAAAGGAUUCCCUCGAGUCGGUGCUGUUCGAUACGAACACAUCCCUCGAAGAAGCCGAGGCACGGAAGGAUGCUCUCGAGCGAGAAAACCAGGAUCUGCUCAUCAAACAGGAAUCCCAUAAGGCUCUGAUCGGACGGCUCAAUAAAGAUUUGGAAAAUACCGAACGACGGGCGCAGGAUAUCAAAAUUCAGUUAACCAAUGCGGCCGCCAAUCAGGAGGCCGAGUUCCUCCAAAAGUUGUCCAACUUGCGCACCUUCGGCGAGGAGAACAUCAAAAAGUUAAACGAGGAGAAGGAAGCGAUUCGCAGCUCACUGGAGAAGCGAAUGAGUCAAACUUUGCAGGCACUGGAGAAUGCUAAGGACUCGGAGAUUCAAACGCUGAAGGAACAGUUCGAAACGCUUCAGAUGCAUCUUGAGGCGCUGAAUCAACAACACGAGGAGGUAGUGCUGCGGGCCGAGAACGAGAAGCAGCAGGCAUUAUUGAUUGCCCAUCGGGACAAACAGGCAGUGAUGGAAAAGUUGGAUGCAACCAUGCGUGAACUCAAGCUUGAGUUAGACAACAGCGAUCGGUUGAAGCGGGAGAUGUUGGCUCGCCAGGAAAAGGAUCGCACCACUAUCGGUUGCCUGCGAGAUGAAACCACCAAGAUGCGUACCAAAAUGGAAGAGGCCAGGAUUCGAGCGGAAGAAGAGUUGAACCGCCUCGAGGUAGUACAGGGAGCGUUGCGCGAUGAGAAGGAUGCAGCUUUCAAGGAAAUCGAAGAACUGAAGGUACAGAUUCGAUUAACCGAAGAUCGUUGCGAUGGCGUGAGUUUGCAACUGCAGGAUACACAGCGGAAACUGAAAGAAGCUGAAAAUUGUAUUGACGCUACACGAAAAGAGUUGACUGAUACUCGUCGAACGCUAGCGGAUAGCAAUAUCGAGCGAGACAAGUAUGCUAACAGCAACAAGGAACUACGUGAUCACGUGAAACGAGUUGAGGGACAACGUCGUGAGCAGGCUCGAUCUAUGGACGAUGCGUUGCAGAAAAUUUCAGGUUUGGAAGAGUCCCGCAACCUCUUAGAACAGGAGAAGGUACGCUUGCAAACGAUUCUCAAGGAAACGGAGAACAACAUGACCAAACUAAACAAGGAUUUAUCCACUGCCCAAACUGAUAUACAAAAGUUCCAAUCCCAGUCGACUCAAAAUGACGCAGCGGAGAAGGAACUUCAGGCUCGUCUAACGAACGAAUCCGAAGAGAAAGAACGUAUCUUGCAGGAACUGCAUCAAAUUAAGAAGCAAAUGUCCGAUCUGGAGGGAACGCUUUGUGCCACCCGUCAGGAGCUGGGCCGUGCCCGGUGCAAGUCCAAUCAAGACGAGCAUCGAUUCCAUCAACGGGAACAAGAGCUAUGCGCUCGCAACGAGGAAAGCCGAGGUCGCGAAAAGCGCCUGGAAGAUCAGAAACACAAUCUGGAGGUAUGUUUGGCCGAUGCCACACAGCAGAUUCAAGAACUCAAGGCACGACUUGGUGGAUCGGAGGGCCGUGUUCGCGCUUUGGACGAACAGAUGGUUCACUUGGAUGCCAUUAAGAAGGAGACGGAGAACAAGCUAAGCUCCAUUGGACAUACUCUCAGAAGAAUUGCCGGAAUACAAAUGGACGGGUCGGUCAGCUUGCCGUACCGCUUACUCAGUCCAUCCAGGAGAUAUAGCCCAGCUCGCGGUCGCAGUGAUCGGGAUGAGUUCCAUCACCACCACCAUCACCAUCAUCAUCAACAGCAAGAAACAAGAAGUCUUUCGGGAGACAAUGCAAUAAUCGAUGUCGACCCGGAAUUGGUACGCAAGGGAGUGCGAACACUGAUGCAGCAAGUUGCCCAAAUCGAACGCGAACGGGACGACUUCAAGAUGCAACUAUGCACCGCUAAAAAGCAACUCCAUGAAGGCGGAGACAAUCAAAUACGUUUGGAAGGCAAAAUUUGCAAACUACAACAGCACAAUCGGGCUAUACACGAGGAUAAGACCAACCUCGAAGCAAAGUUGGCGCAAAAAACGACCGCCCUACAAACCACCGAAGAAACGCUCAGGCAGAAGAGUGACGAUUUGAACAUAACUCGGGAGAAAGCGGCUCACUUGGAGCAAUCUCUCAGCGCAACAAGCGAAGAGAAGAAUCAACUGGAAGAUCGCUUGGAGAAAUGCAAACAGAACGGCUGCCGCUUGGAAUCGGACAAGCGCCAUCUGCAGGAUGAAUUGGCUCGCACCGAAGGCCGUGCAUCGAAGUUGGACCUCCAGCGGGUCGCCCUCGAGGGAGACAUCCAACGAUUGCAGAUGGCCCUUCAGGAAAAAGACUGCACAAUCAGAAACCUGCAAGAGCGCUUGGAGAAUCAGCAGAGAUCGGGCACCCAGCUGGAGGAUCGCUGUGCGGCACUCAAGAGUACGGUUGAUCAGCUGAAAGAACGCCUGCAAGCGUCAGCCAUCACCGAGACCGAACUGCGUGGAGAGAUCGCUGGUUUGCAGCGCCAUAAUACCGACCAGGGCCACACGUUCGCAUUGGGUCAGGAUAAACUUAAGCAGCUCCAAAAAUCUCUCACCAAUAGCGAGAACGAGCGGCGAGUUCUGUCGGAACGCUUGGACGCUUCGCAGCACACACUCAAUGAGCUCAGACGUAGCCAACAAGCAUCUCAGGACCAAACGCAACGCUUGCAGGAGCAAGUUGCUGAGUGUGAAGUGCAGAAAUCCGCUUUGGAGUCACAGCUUCGGCUGGCCAAGUGGAAUCAGGAGAAUGCCGAGCAAUUUGGUGGGGGAACCGGUGGCGAUCAGGAUCUUGCCCGACAGUUAAUCAGCUCACAGCGGGACCGAACUGAGCUGAGAAACAAACUGGAAGCAAUGAAGGAAAAGGUUCGUCACAUGGAGAACGAGAAACUGGGGUUGGAGAAAAAUGGAAGCAAGUUCUCUGGUCACGUGCAGUUUGAUCGAUCGGAGAAGAGCAUGCUGGGAGAUUCGGGAGAACUGGACUCAAAUCGUCUGGAGUCUAUUGGUUACGCGGGAAUGGGCUCCGGUGGGGUGAAGUACAGCUGUGGUCUCGAUCACGCCCAGAUCGAACAAGAAAGCCGCGAUCUGCGCAUGAAGGUACGCCGAAUGGAGACUUUACUGGCCGAAAAGGAGGCAGAAUUGGCACGAGCCAAGACAAAAAUGUUAGAAUCUCCCGCCAAAUCCAGCUUGAGUGGGUAUGGUGGUGGUGGUGGCGGCGCCACAGCUAGUUCCGAUGUUGAGCGACAUCGAAAUGCGCAGAUACAAGCCGAACGAUUGUUGGAUGCUAGAGAGCAGUCGCAUCGGCAGCAGGUAUUGCGGUUGGAGAAUCAAAUUUCGAUGCUGAGGGAACAGCUGGCCCAGGAAGCGAAACGUCGACAGAUGUACAUUUUGAGAAGUUCGCGUGCCGGGAGGGAAAUGCAACAGCUGCGUCAAACACUCGGCGAUUCGUUGAGAAAUGUGGUACAGGAACCGAUCGAUUCGUCACUGCUGGAGAGCGAGGCCAGACGGUUGGAUAGUGCGGUAUCUAUGAGCUUACCUCCAACCACCGGGAGAGAUUUGAAUCGAAGUUUGAGUCCCACGUAUCGUUGAACUCCAAAUGUUGAUAAUAUCACACUUUAUUGAUAAACCAAAGAUCAAUUAGUAAUGGGCUUCAUUACUAAUUGCAAGCAUUACGAUCGUUAACCAUUUUAUACAGACAACUUGGCUAUUUACCGAUUGGAAGUUUAUAAUUGAAAUAUUAUUUACUUGUGUGUGAUAAUUUAGCCUUUCAACUGCGUGAUAGAAAUAUUUGAGGAAACUAGAAAAAUAAUUGAAAAUGGUUAACGAUUUAACCAAUAAGUA
Molecule: messenger RNA, 7014 nt
Organism: Armigeres subalbatus
Lineage: Eukaryota; Metazoa; Arthropoda; Insecta; Diptera; Culicidae
Gene: Root
Product: rootletin
Exons: 11
Coding region: 1-6762 (2253 amino acids)
Biological process (GO): mitotic chromosome condensation
Cellular component (GO): condensin complex; condensed chromosome; chromatin
Molecular function (GO): chromatin binding
Source: RefSeq, a predicted model, not a curated record